AAGAGUGAUGGAUGAAAUGGAAACACUUAUUUAAUGGCGGAUGGAUAUAUUGACAUGAAUAAAUAUUGUGGUAAGCUGUCACAAUUCCCACCCGAUUGUCACCAUCUCAAUCCAUGGCUGAAACAACCUCCAUCAACCCCCAAAAUGGCUUCUGCCCUCAAACCAGAACAUACCACAGUCUCCGCCCCGCCGUCCCUCUGCCUCCCCCGUCUCAGCCCCUCUCCAUCUUCCAAUACGCCCUCUCCCUCCUCCACUCCUCCUCCUCCGCCCUCUCCACCACCCCUUUCCUCAUCGAGGCCGCCACCGCCCGCCACCUCACCUACUCCGCCUUCCUCCGCCACGUGUCCUCCCUCUCCGCCUCCCUCAAACCCCUCCUCUCCCAAAACGACGUCGCCUUCAUCCUCUCCCCUCCCUCCCUCCACAUCCCCGUUCUCUACUUCUCCCUCCUCUCCCUCGGCGCCGUCGUCUCCCCUUCCAGCCCCCUCUCCUCCCCCUCCGACCUCUCCCACCAAAUCUCCCUCUCCCGCCCCGCCAUCAUCUUCGCCACCGCCGACUCCACCAACAAACUACCCCAAAUUGAUGUUCCCAUUAUCAUCCUUGACUCGCCCUUGUUCCUCUCCAUGCUCCAAUGCGAAUCAGCGUCGCAUUCGAGCUUAGUCGCGGCCGCGGUGGUGGAUCAGUCUGCUGCGGCUGCGAUCCUCUACUCCUCCGGGACCACGGGGAGGGUGAAGGGAGUCGUGCUGACUCACCGGAAUCUGAUCGCGCUGGUGGCAGGGAUGUAUCACAACAAGUUGGGUGAAGAUGAGGUGGAAAGUGCUCCUCACCCGGUGUCGAUUCUGACGGUGCCGCUGUUUCAUGUGUUUGGAUUUUUCAUGCUGAUCAGGGCGGCGGCGCUGGGGGAGAGCGUGGUGCUCAUGGAGAGAUUCGAUUUCGUCAAAAUGCUGGAAGCGGUGGAAAGGUAUAAGGUAACUUAUAUGCCGGUGACACCGCCGCUGGUGGUGGCGAUGGCCAAGUCGGAUUUGGUGGAUGGAUUUGACGUGAGCUCCCUGCAGGCUUUGGGCUGCGGAGGAGCGCCGCUCGGGAAGGAAGUUUCCGAGCGCUUUCGACAGAAAUUUCCCCACGUCGAAAUUUUACAGGGCUAUGGUUUGACAGAGAGCACAGGAGGGGCGACACGAACAAUGGGGCCGGACGAGGCGAAAAGACAUGGAUCAGCAGGACGACUAUCGGAGAACAUGGAAGCUAAGAUUGUUGAUCCUGAGACUGGAGAGGCCUUGGCUCCAACACAACGUGGAGAACUAUGGCUACGAGGACCGUCCAUUAUGAAAGGUUAUGCAGGGGAUGAUGCAGCAACAGCUGCAGCCUUAGAUUCACAAGGGUGGCUAAGGACCGGGGAUCUCUGCUACUUCGACCAAGAUGGUUUUCUUUUCAUCGUUGAUCGGCUUAAGGAAUUGAUCAAAUACAAGGCGUAUCAAGUUCCUCCUGCGGAGUUGGAACAUCUGCUUCAAUCAAUUCCUGAAAUUGCCGAUGCAGCUGUGGUGCCGUAUCCCGAUGAAGAAGCGGGUGAGAUUCCGAUGGCCUACGUGGUGAGAAAAGCGGGCAGCAAUGUGAGUGCAGCUGAAAUUAUGGAUUACAUUGGGAAGCAGGUGGCUCCUUAUAAGAAAAUACGACGUCUUGCUUUUAUAGACUCCAUCCCAAAAUCUCCGGCUGGGAAGAUUCUCCGGAGAGACCUUCAGAGACAUGCUUUAUCAAAGUUGUGAUUAUCUGCCUCUAUUUCUAGUAGGACCAUUUUCUUGAUGAUUGUCAUUUAUGGCUGCAAUUGCAUCAAAAAUAUUUUGAUCUGCUUA
Molecule: messenger RNA, 1844 nt
Organism: Salvia hispanica
Lineage: Eukaryota; Viridiplantae; Streptophyta; Magnoliopsida; Lamiales; Lamiaceae
Product: 4-coumarate--CoA ligase-like 9
Molecular function (GO): CoA-ligase activity
Source: RefSeq, a predicted model, not a curated record